Messenger RNA from Ailuropoda melanoleuca (giant panda), 1393 nucleotides. It is a transcript of the gene TRIML2, whose product is annotated as tripartite motif family like 2. The record is from RefSeq and is a predicted model, not a curated record. The coding region runs from base 6 to 1364 and encodes 452 amino acids. The transcript is spliced from 8 exons. Gene Ontology annotation, molecular function: protein binding. Lineage: Eukaryota; Metazoa; Chordata; Mammalia; Carnivora; Ursidae.
AGAAGAUGCCCGCUGUGAGGCGCACAGGGAGCCGGAGCCGCUGCGGCUGUUCUGCGACGACGACCCAGACGCUGCUGUGUGGCCGGUGCCGCGCGCGGGAGCACGACGGGCACGCGGUGUACGGCGUCCAGGAGGCCGCUGGCGGCUACCGGAGGCUCUUCCAGGAGCUGCUGAACGCGUCCAGGGAGAAGCUUGGAGUAGCCGAGAGCAUGUUGGCGGACGAGCGGGACAGAAUGGCGGCGGUUCAGCCCAGACUUCCAGGUGCUGGACUUCCAUGCCCAUCUUGCGACUCAGCAUCUCUCCUUGAAUGUCCUAAGUGGCUACUCAGAAUCAAGGGAGAAGAGCAGGAUUUUAAAGAGAUGAUUGAGUCCGAAUAUAGGAUAAGGUUCCAGUUGAUGAUUGAAGAGAUGAACUUCCAGAGCCUGCAAGGGUGCUUAUUCAACCUGAACGUGAGGGAAAACGGUCUGAACCAACUGAUGGAGUUUGCCACAGAGCUGAAGGAAAAGUCCCAGGAGACGCUACAGAGACUGAAUGUUUUGGGGAAAGAGAACAUGAAUAAACUGAAGGAGAGUGAAGUCAGGCUUUCUGAACAGAUCUGCGGCCUCCAAAGGAUCAUUGCAGAGCUAGAGAAGAAGUGCGGGGACUAUACCUUAGCAUUGCUCCAGAACGCGAGAUAUUCUGUGGAAAGGAGCGAGUCCCUACUACGACAGUGUCUGGAGCCAGCCCAAAUCACGGACCUGAGUCUGUGCCUAGUCACAGGCAUGAGCAGAACGCUCAGCAUUCUCCAGAGAGCUGUCACUUUGGAUCCUAAAACAGCUCAUCCCUGUCUGGUCUUAUCUGAGGAUCUGAGAAGUGUGAGUCUCAGAAAUGUCCAGCAGGACAUUCCUGGCAGCCCGGGGAGAUUUGUCUUCGGUGCCACUGUUUUGGGUGUGGAGGGUUUCACCUCAGGGAGGCACUACUGGGAGGUAGACGUGGAAAAGGCGACCAAGUGGCAGUUGGGGAUAUCUGAAGACUCUGCCAGGAGCGACGGUGGCCUUCCUGCUGCUUCCAGAGAGAAAUUCUUACUCACAGGUUCUCUGAUGGGAACCGAUUAUACGUUCUGGGUCUUUCCCCCUCUGAAAAGGGUCUUCUUGAGAGGAGAGCAGAUGCACAAAGUUGGAGUCUUCCUAGACCGCGAGUAUGGGCAGGUAGCCUUCUAUGAUGUGACAAACAGAUCCCUCAUUUAUAAUUUCUCUUCCCUCGCCUUCCGGGGCGCUGUCAAGCCCAUAUUUUCUCUCUGUUUCCCAAGUGGAGGCGCAAGUUCAGACUCGCUCAGCGUUUGCUUUCCUCAUGUUUCUCCUUGUGAUGUUAAUGUUAGCCCAUAGUCUUCCUCAGCGUGAAAUCUAUGACCACA